AUGAAAACACAUUUUGCUUUAACCGCAACUUUUCUUCUGGUGUUCGAUAUCGUCAAAUGUACUAAGACUGAAAAUUUCAACCAUGAAAUCUCAACUGUGUCUACAAUAUACAAAAAACAGACAUCUUACAUCGACUUGUUGAUAGAUGACCUACUAGAUCAAAAAUGGGAUGAAAGCGAAAAAUCGUGUUAUGAUCAAACUUUAACAAUUCUGACAAAUGUUAGGAACUCUACGCUUUGGGCCACGUGGAUUUGGGAUAGUAUCCAGUUUCCCACUGGCCAGUUCUAUGGAUCUCAGAAUCAUUUGGGUAACUUUGAUCAGUGUCUGCGUAAAGAGUGGUCAAACGAUAAUCUGAUUUUCACACAGUACUGUCUUGUUGAUAUCACAUUGGCUGAUACUGAAGUUAACAGAAAAAUUACCGACUUAAAUCCAUAUGAUAAAGCUGAAAGAUAUUUCCACAUCAAAACUGAUUAUAACUUGAGAUUUAAUAUUCUGUCCUGGGGCGUGUGCGUACCACAAGUCUGUCAAACGCAGUCAGUUGACAGAUUCGUCCGCAUGUUACUAAGGAUCAGUCACUUGGGAACAAUCAAUCCCAAUCCUAAAGUUUCAGUUGGAAAUUGCCAAGUUACCCGAACUCCUCCAGCGAAUAGAACAGAACUGCAACUACUCAUGCUGGGUGCAGUUGUGCUGACGGUUAUUGCAUGUGCAUUUACGUAUUUUACAACGAAGCAUCGAGUAUCAAAAUGCAACCGUAUAGUAAUGAAGGUUGUCAGCGCAUUCGACCUCAACAGCAGUGCAGCAGACCUCGUUUCCAGGGGAAAAGAUGAAAUAAAAGUGAUGCAUGGUAUCCGUUUUUUAACGGCUUGUAUCAUGGUCAUACUUCACGUGAUGUAUAUUAAUAUCAUGGCCAGAGCUGGGAAUGGCUUAGACAUGGAUGACGAUUUCAAACGGUACGCAGGCUUCCUAUCACACGCCAGCGUGAUGGUAGAUACUUAUUUCAUGAUGUCUGGACUUCUUCUGAUGAAGAGCUUUAAACCGGAGACACGGAGAUUGAUAAACCCAUUUAAAACGUUGGUGAAACGAUAUUUCAGGCUAAUAUGGGUCUUUAUUGUCAUAAUCUUAAUAACCACCACCGCCUCACCUUACUUUUACGGCGGUCCAUUAUGGUUUAAGUACGCAAAAGUAGAGCACGACGUAUGCAAGAAAAAUUGGUUGGUGGGUCUACUAAUGUUGGGCAACUAUAUCGACUCUUCAAAUAUUUGUAUGGAGGUAACGUGGUACGUACCGGCCGAUUUUCACUUGGCUUCAGUCAGUACAAUUAUGUAUUGGCUGUAUCAGAAAAACCGUCGCGGUGGUCUGUACUUCUUUGGACUUGUUACAAUAGUUUCAUUAAUACUGCCUGGUCUCAACGUGUACUUAAAUCAGCUAAGUGCUAUAACCGUCUUUGAUUUUGAGACAAUUGAAGAUAAUCGUAAACACAUAUUGGGCUCACCGAUGUAUGUACAGAGUCACUUGCGAGCAGUUCCUUACUUCGUAGGUCUGAUAGCAGGUUACAUUCUCUCCGUGUAUAAACCAACCAGCUACAGAAAUGUACUAUCAUUGAAAUAUUCAAUCCUUAGUUUCAUCACAAUUAUUGCGCUCUCUGCAACAAUACUGGUCAUGGGGCCAGCUUAUCAGUUCCGCGAAUAUAAUGUCAUAGAAUCUUCUUUAUUUGCCGCAUUAAAUAGACCCAUUUGGGCUGGUCUUAUUGCAGCGAUUAUAUUACUGUGCGAAUACGGAACUUUACCUCACAUCACUGACUUCUUAAGCUGGUCGGCAUUCGUGCCUCUAAGUAAGCUCUCCUACGGGGUCUACAUGUGCCAUUUCUUUUUCGUUAUGAGACUAACACUAGGUUUGCGUAGUCCGGCAUGGUAUGACUUAUUCAAAAUUGUGCAAGAUGCAAUGGGCAUUCUUGUGAUAACUUAUCUGCUGAGUUUGUACAUAACGUUGUUCAUCGAGUCCCCGUUAAACAAUUUAGUGGCUCUAGUACUAAAUACUAAGCCAUCUAAACCGAAACAAAUUAAUACUGACAAAAGCAACACGACGACUAUUAAAAGUGAUUCAUUAAAAGAAAAUGGUGUUAUCAAAGUGGCUCCUGUAGAGGAAACUGGAUUUGUGUCACUAAAAAAUAGAUUGGUGAACGUAAAUGCUGCUUCACAUUUGCGUGGUGUAAACAACAGUGGAUAUAACGCAGAAAAAUGUGAAGGAUCCAAUAAAAAUGGAGUUGAAGCACAAAAUGUUUCUACAAAAGAAGAAGUAUGGAGAAAGGACUCGUAG
Parnassius apollo (apollo) is the source of this 2316-nucleotide messenger RNA. NCBI's taxonomy places the organism in Eukaryota, Metazoa, Arthropoda, Insecta, Lepidoptera, Papilionidae. The record is from the annotation of a GenBank genome assembly.